GCGGCGCGCUGCAGGCGGUGGGCAACGGACGGCGGGCGGCGGACGGGCGGCGCUGGCGACUCAGUGGCCGCGCGACCUCGCUUUGUUCUCCACUGCGCUCCACCUCCGCGCCGCGCCGCGCCGUGCAUUACACUAUUAUUGACAAUUGUGGUCGUUGACAAAGGUUGUUACAUUAUGAUUGUUUGCCGUGUUUGACCUCUGCCCGAAUCUACUAAUUCAAUUUUUCUUACGAUGAAGGGCGUUAACAACGUUUUAAAUAUAUCACGAUCCGUGCGAAAUCGAGGUUAAUAUGCUCUAGUUUCGGUUUUUGUUACUUCUCAUCGUUUCGCAAAGGUGAUGAACGGCGAUAUAAAAGCGGAGGCACCGCGGCCGCGACCACUCUCCGGUGGUAUUUGGACGUUGUUCUCGUGGCUCCGUCGCGACGACCGUUCCAUCUCCAGCGAGAGCCUUUCUAGCGCAGGAUCUGAUCACACCGCCGUCAGCUUCGCAUUCCUAGAACCUCUGAAUUACAAGGCAGCUACAGAACCGAUCGUUUUGCCGCCGCUCAGCCCGCCCACAGAUUCUUAUAAGAAAAGGGUGCGGGAUCGUAAUUUUCGAAGGCAAAGAGAGCGCAAUCUAACCCUACAUCGGAAAUACGGUUUAUUUAAAGGAGAAAACGGCGAUAGAUACGACGCAUUUAGCCUUCCGUCUGAACGCAAAUAUAUAACCGACGGCGGAAAUAAUAUUGAACGGGGACGAAGAGCGACGAGUGAAAGCUUUCAGAGGCGAGCUCCCUACGUUCCUGGUAAAAGACGCGCACCUUUGCCUCCGGCGAUCACAGCUUCUCUUCCACGAAAUUUUUCAAGGAAGCGACCAGCUCCUCAGCCACCCAAUAGAUUAAUAGUCGACGACAGCGUUACUUUACGUUCUGGACUAAUGAAUCCAAAGCCUAAUUGUGAUAGACGUUCUUUACCUAACAAUGUCUCUAUGGAUAUCAAUAUUGAAAAAUCUAAACAAGAAAAAAUCAAAACAGAUAAAAGUUUUUUGAAACAAAUUUUUGAAAAUAGAAAAAGAAAUUCUGCGAUAGAGCCAAACUAUGUAAAACUAUUACCAAACAUUAGUGAGUUAGAUAAACAAGCAGCAAAAAUUAUUGAAAACAAGAAACUUAAGUUAUUGGAAGCAAAAGGAACUGUUUCUGUUAAUGACAUUGGUUCAGAUCCAUCAGGGAAUUGGAUUUGUGCGCAAUGUCUUAGAAAUUAUAAUAAUGCGGUUUCUUCUUGUUCAUAUUGUUUAUUGACUAAAAAAUAUUCAGAAAAGGCUUCGGAAAAUAAUCUAAGCAUUUCAAAUGCCGCUUCAAAUAUUUACACGCAAACCGACAAUGACUUAACAAAAAUUGGCUCAACGAGUAAACGAAAUGAAGAAGAAGAGAAGAAAAAGCUUAAGGAAAUGUUGAAGGAAAUGAAAGAUUCCCUUCCUAAGCGGCCUAAACAAAAUGUAUUAUCCACUGAAAGUCCUACGCUUCGAAUAGGAUCUCCGCGGAACAAACGCAUAUCUGAUCCGCCUACUAAAAACGGAAGCACUUCAAAGAAACUAGAUGUAACAGUAACCAAAGAUGAUAUUAUACCGCCUUCCACCAGCGGAAAACAAAAUUCUCUACAUUCUCAAAUUAAAUCAGAUUCAUUAAACCAGAAUUCUACGUUACUAAUUUCUAACAAUACCGAAUCCAAGAAAGUUUCAAGUAUACCAUUAAUGAAUAAAAACUUACACGAUAUACCAAAUGUUAUCAAUUACAAAGAAGAUUCUCGUCAUAUAACAAUUCAGGUAAAAGAGUCAUUACUUAAAACACAAAAGGAUGUCGAGGAUACGGAAAAAGUUAAAAGAUUUCAACCAACCCAUCAGAAUACAUUACUUGAUAAUGCUGUAACACAAGCCUCAUCUGACGUAAAAGCUCAAACAUCGAGCCCAUUAAAAUUAAAUAUGUCAACAGAUGAAAAACACAAAAACUUGACAACAGUCUUGUUUGUUAGUGAAGGAUCAAGAACAAAACCCAUAGAAAAUUUAGGCAAUCCUAAACCUGAAGUGACACUUACAAAGACUUCUAAUAAGAAACUGCCAACGAAUGGAAAAACAGAGAAAACAGAUAUUGACAUCAGUACAGUACCUGCUACUGAUACCCGUGUAAAUUAUCUAGAUAAAAAUGUAAAAUCUACUAAAAGUAUAGAAGUUAAAACAAAUGAAGAUAAUUUUAAAGUUUCAACUAUGAGUAGCGCACCGAGCCUUCACACGCCUUUGAGAAUUUCAUCGCUUUUGAAUCCAGUUUAUCGCCCGAUAACAUCACCUAAGUCUGCAUCAGAGGCGAAUUUAAAGAAUAUUAUAGGCACUAAAUCCGAUGUCGUAACUUUAUCAUCUGCAGUAAUUUCACAGCCUCCUACAGUAUUGAUAAAUCAAAGAUCUCUAAUGCCUAUCGAAGAAAUAUCCGAACCAAGUGAGAAGGAAACUGAAGAUAAACAAUUGCAAUCUCUAUCAUUUACAAAGAGCCAAUAUAGCACAAAUACGUCUGUAUGUAAAGUUUUAGGCGUUACACCUUCAUCGUCCAAAGACAAGCAGGAUAAAGGUGUCAGUAAGGCGGAACAUCAUAUCAGGCGAAGACAGCUAGUGAAUCAGUUAGAGCAAUCUAUAGCGACAGGAGAUGAACAGGCAGCUGCUGAAGCUGCCGUUAAACUCGCUAAGCUGCGAUUGUCGUGUUCCGUUUUAUCUUUUUCUUCACAAAUAAUUGGGAAUCCUGCAGUUCCACGAAUUAUAGAUUCUAACCCAGAAUUUGAAGAAAAAGAUGAUAAAAGUAUGAAAAGCGGUUCAAAGAACGAUCCCGUGCAAGUGAAGGUCAAUAAUGAAUCACCAAAGCGAAAAGAUUCACCAGAACAAAAAUCACCACUCACUUGUUUAAACAAAACUGGCGAGCACGAGAAUACGAAUAGACCUUCUACAUCAAAAUACCAAGGAGGAAUAUCUAAAGAAGAUAAAAGCGUAAUGUCACAGAUAGAUUUAAAACACAAAAUCCCUGCCUCAAAAUCUAGUCAUGUAGAAAAUAAGAUAAUGGCUAUCAAGAUAUGGGUUGAGGAUAAAGAAACCACUCGCGGGCCGAUACAGUUCAGAAUAUCAAGACAAGCAACGAUGGGGGAGUUGCGGGGACAGGCGGAGGCGUCGCUGGGUCUCGAUUCCAGAUUACAACGAUGGAUAGUUGGCAGAACCUUAUGUAUGAAUGACUCCACACCACUAACAACUCUAGCUGGUCCUGACUUGAGUGCACCCUUCUACUUAUGUAUAGUAGAGUCUGAAACUAAGAAGGAAGUAACAGGCAAUGACAGUCGAGACAGUAAAGAUGAUCAAAGUAAUGAAAUGAUUCCGGAUAAUGGGACUGGGGAUGUUUAUACGGAACUGAUGAAGCUAGAACAGCAAGCCAUUGUUCCAAAUAUGGAUGCGUUUGAAUGUGGCGUUUGCAUAGACGAAUGUGAAGCCGGGAGAGGCGUUGUACUUCGUGAAUGCAUCCAUACAUUUUGUAGAGAUUGUCUUGCUGAUGUUGUAAGGCAUUGCGAGGAGGCGGCAGUGUCGUGUCCGGCUAUCGGAUGUCCUGGAAUGCUACAGGAGCGUGAAAUACGUGCCUUAUUAUCUACAGAGGAGUACGAGCGAUGGCUAGCACGAGGUUUAGCCACCGCCGAAUGUGGAACUCGAAACGCAUUCCACUGUCGCACUCGUGACUGUACAGGCUGGGCUCUCUGUGAACCUGGAGUCAGAAAGUUCCCAUGUCCAGUAUGCAAAUGCAAUAAUUGUGUGCCCUGCCAGGCCAUACACGACGGCGAAACAUGUGAACAUUAUCAAACUAAACUUCGCACAGCCGUCACAGCAGCUCAAACAAAUGAAACUGAUGAAGGCACCAGAGUGUUGCUGGACUCACUCAAACGUCGAGGCGAAGCUCUGGAGUGUCCAGAGUGCAGUGCUAUCAUCACAAAGAAAUGGGGCUGUGACUGGGUAAAAUGUUCUGCGUGUAAAACUGAGAUUUGCUGGGUGACGCGCGGCCGGCGCUGGGGACCGGGCGGUCGCGGCGAUACGAGCGCCGGCUGCAGAUGUGGCGUCGAAGGCAAACGAUGUCAUCCUUCUUGCGGUUAUUGUCACUAAUUUAUAACUUAAUAUUUAUUUAUAAUCUAAUAAC
Molecule: messenger RNA, 4186 nt
Organism: Papilio machaon (common yellow swallowtail)
Lineage: Eukaryota; Metazoa; Arthropoda; Insecta; Lepidoptera; Papilionidae
Exons: 5
Coding region: 337-4152 (1271 amino acids)
Biological process (GO): protein linear polyubiquitination; proteasome-mediated ubiquitin-dependent protein catabolic process
Cellular component (GO): LUBAC complex
Molecular function (GO): ubiquitin-protein transferase activity; ubiquitin binding
Source: RefSeq, a predicted model, not a curated record